Messenger RNA from Colletotrichum karsti, 5277 nucleotides. RefSeq names its product kinesin motor domain-containing protein. Gene Ontology annotation, biological process: mitotic spindle organization; microtubule-based movement. Lineage: Eukaryota; Fungi; Ascomycota; Sordariomycetes; Glomerellales; Glomerellaceae. Gene Ontology annotation, molecular function: microtubule binding; microtubule motor activity; ATP binding. The transcript is spliced from 4 exons. Bases 1 to 5277 code for a protein of 1758 amino acids. The record is from RefSeq and is a predicted model, not a curated record.
AUGGCCAGCUCGCCGCCGGCCUCUCCCGGGAACCAUAUGCCCCAGAGACCGAUGAGCGCAAUGGUGCGACCGACGCCCAGAAGUAAUAGCCGCAUGAGCAUGACCAGCAAGCACGGCGGCGGCAGCAGAGCUUCUGACGAAGAUGCCCGGACCGCCGUCAAAGUCGCCGUGCGCGUUCGGCCAGCACUCCAGCCCACAGACCCCGGAUACGAAUUAAUCCCCCAACGAUUUCAACGGUCCAUGGUCCAGGUCACCUCAAAUACGAACAUCGCCAUCGACUCGCCCCAAGGCAAGAAACUGUUCGUCUUCGACCGCGUUUUCGGCUCCGACGUGGACCAGGAGGGUAUCUGGGAAUACUUGAACGAUUGCGUCACCGCGUUUAUUCAGGGUUACAAUGUCUCGCUCCUGGCGUACGGACAAUCAGGAGCUGGAAAGUCGUACACGAUGGGCACGUCAGGGCCCAACGAGCAGAGCGACGUCGAGAUCAUGGGUGUCAUUCCCAGAGCGGCGACAGCGUUGUUCGAGAAGCUAGAUGGGUCGAAAAAGCAGGCGAACCGAGGCUCCAUGUCUCAACUGCGUACACCCAACCGAUAUUCGGCCCAAGGGGCGGCGGGCUCGUCAUCCGAACGAAACUGGUCCCUGAAGGCCACAUACGUCGAAAUCUACAACGAACAGCUGCGAGAUCUCCUAGUCCCGGACCACGUCCCACAGCAUGAGCGCACCAAUGUUACGAUUCGCGAAGACGUCAAGGGCAACAUCAUUCUGACCGGCCUGCGGCAAGUCGAGAUCAACUCGGUAGAAGACCUCAUGCGGGCAUUGAAUUUCGGCUCGACCCUCCGACAAACAGAUGCGACGGCCAUUAAUGCUAGGUCUUCCCGUUCCCACGCCGUAUUCAGUCUGAACUUGGUACAACGCAAGAACGGUCUGCAGGCCUCUAAUGGUGCCGACAAGCGGUUCUCCGUCCCCAUCGAAGCUAUGACGGGGUCUGAGACCUGGGUGACAACGGACAGCAAGCUCCAUUUCGUCGAUUUGGCCGGCAGUGAACGUCUCAAGAACACAGGUGCCCAAGGUGAACGCGCCAAGGAGGGUAUCUCGAUCAACGCCGGACUCGCCGCGCUCGGCAAGGUCAUUUCUCAGUUGUCAUCGCGCCAGGCUGGAUCGCACGUCUCCUACCGUGACUCCAAACUCACCCGCCUUCUACAAGACUCACUCGGCGGAAAUGCCAUCACCUACAUGAUUGCUUGCGUGACUCCGGCUGAGUUCCAUCUUAGCGAGACACUAAACACCGUCCAAUAUGCGCAGAGGGCCCGAGCUAUCCAGAGUAAACCCCGGAUCCAGCAGGUGGAAGAAGGUGACAAGCAGGCAGUCAUUGAUCGUCUGAAGGCCGAGGUCGCGUUUUUGCGGGAACAAAUCCGUAGUGCGGAGCGGGGAGGGGGCGAGCGACGCAUAGCCUCUGCAGGCGAGCGGUCCGAGCGACAGAACGAGAGGGAGGUCGAGUUGCAAAACCAGCUGCUGGACGCCCAAGAAAACUACACGACCCUGAGUCAACGUCACGCGAAGUUAAUUGCCGAGAUGGCUAAGGCCCGCGACAACGAACAGGCCGAGAACGACCAUCUCGAGGAGUCGCUGGGCGACACUGCAACGGAGCGUCUGAACCGCUCAAACUCCUUUGCCGCCGCCGUCGAACAAGUCGUUCUGGAAUACGAAAAGACGAUUCAGACCCUCGAGCAGUCCCUGUCCAACACCCGCGGCACUCUCUCAAACACCGAGGCGACUUUGUUGGAAAAAGAGUCCAAGUGCACGUAUAUCGAGACCAUCAACACUCAGCUGCAGGCACGACUACAGAAGCUCAUGGACCGAGAGGCCAGCACCGAGAACUACCUCCACGACCUAGAAAACAAGCUCGACGGCCACACCUCCGGAGAAGAGAAGAAUGCGACGAUCAUCGUGGAGCUCCGUAAGGAGAUCUCGCGCUUGAGGGAGAAUGAGGCUUCUUGCGAAGAUUAUAUCUCGACACUGGAAGAGCGACUUGCCGAGGCUGAUCAAGAUGCCGAGCUUAUGCAGCGCGAAAUCGACAGACUCGAGCAGGUCAUUGAGCGCCAACGGUCCCUCGGAAAGCUGGACUCUCUUCUCACCGAACUGGACCAUAUUCAAGGCGACAGCAAGGUUCCUGAGCCUGACGCAGAGGGCCCCAACGGUGUGGCGCGACGACAGUUUGCCGACCACUCCCGAAGCCACUCUCAUGUCAGCCGAAUGAGCCGCGACGUCAUCCCCGAAGGUGUUGAAGAGGAGUCAUCAUCAGGCAAGGCGACGGACUCGAGCGAGAGGAACGGAACCAGCGAGAAGGCCGGUGUGAGGACGCCCGACGCCCAGGAGCAAAAUCUCAACGCCGACAAGGACGAGUACCCGCCACCGAGCCCCGCGCAGUCCAAGUUUGUCCAGGACAAGCUCGAGAACGUCACUCAAGAACUUCUCGACUUGCGCGUCGAACACGAGACGACGAUCACCGAGUUUGACCUCUUGAACUCCAAGUAUGAGGAGGCAUUACGCACCUUGGCCGACCUCCAGGAUGCUAUCGACGAGUCGCGACACCCUGAGCGCAAGGUGCGAGACUCGAUGAUGUCUGUCACUUCUCCCAACCUUACAAGACCGCCUUCUUUCUUCUCGGACGCGAGGUCGAGCGACGUCAAGGAGAACGGCCAGUUCUCAUCUAGAUCACUGUCGUCAGAGUUGUCCUCUGCGAUGGAUUCACCCGCGAACGCCGACCCCUCUGAUGCCGAGACUGCGACUGCCAAGCCUGAAGGAGAGUCCGACGCCGAACACACUUCGACCGAGGAUCUCAUGCACCAGGACCUCCUUACCACAGAGGUCGAGAAAUUCAAGACACUCGCGGCUGAGAAGGAAUUGGCGGAGAAGGAGCUGGCUCAGAAGUAUACUCAACUUGAACAGAAGCACCACGAGGCUUUGGAUAUGCUCGAAGAGCUGAAGACAGAAGUCGCUCAAGCCAAGGCACUCGAGGUCACUUCGCCACGAAGCGGUCAACCCGUCAUCCGCCGCAAGUCGAGCCAGAACGUCAUGAUCAUUGAUCGCGCUCACCGAUCGUUCGCCUCGCUCCGUAACAUCGCUGCGGAGAACUUCGAAGAGCAGCCCGACGUCAUGCAGAACUUCGAGCUGAACCUGAACGCCGCAAUGCACGAGCUGCAUGCGCGGUCAGAGAGGAUCCAGGAACUCGAGGCCAAUAUCGCGUCGACCAAGAAAGAAAUCGAGACAAAGAUGACUAUCAUUUCCGGCCUCACUCGCGAGCGAUCCAGUUUGCAGGCAUCACCCAUGGACAUGUCUGUUGUGUCCACUCUGAAGAAUCAGCUCGAGGCUAGCGAGAAGCAGAUGAAGGAGAUGAGAGAGACUCACGAUGCUACCGAGAAGAAGCUGAUGGCCGAGCUCGAGAGCCUGCGUACAGCUGUUAAGGAAGAGGCCACUGUCGAGCAACCUUCAGAGACGGCCGUUGCCGCAGCUACCGCCGCCGCUGUUGCGGCUGUUCCCGAGGCAUCCACCGAGGUUACCGAUGUCAGCACCAGGGACGUGGCAACGACAGAGGAGAACGACAAGAAGAUUGUCGAGCUCCAGGCCGAGUUGUCCAGCUGGCAGACGAAGCACCAGACCGCCCUCGACACGAUGCAGGAGACAGAGACCAAGAUGAUGAACACGAUUGAGGAGCUCGAGUCUCAGAUCAUUGCGCUGAACUCCAAGGCUGCGGAGCAAUCUGCUUCGCGGAGCGUUGAAGAAGUCAAGGAGAUUGAGGAGAAGCAUGAGACUCUCGUCAAUGCCCUCCGUGACGAGAUCAAUGAGUACAAGUCGGCUAUCGAUGCCAACGCCUCCAAGGUUUCCGAGCUCGAGGCCGUCCACGAAGCCACGAAGACUGAACUGGAGGAGGCCAUCAAGGCCCGCGACCUGCACGAGACGCAAGCCAAGACACAGCAGAGCCUUAUUUCCAACCUCGAGAACCAAAUCGCUGCUCACGAGCAAGCCCUGAAGACUCAUCAAGACGGCAUGAAGUUGCUCCAGGAGAACCACGCCAAGGAACUGGAGGAGAUGAAGCAGUUGGAGCAGAAGGGCUACGAGGAGCAGGUCGCCGUUCUCCUGAACGAGCACGCCGAGAAUGUCCGAGUCCUCGAGUGCGAGCUGAACGACGCCCGGGAGGACCUUAUGAAGGUUGCUACUCAGGUCGCGUUUGCUCUUGGUCUCGACGUCAGCAUCGAAAAGAUCACAGAGCGCAUCGAAGACCUCAUCGCCGAUCAGAAGGCCCUGGGCGAAGAACAGAAGAAGUCUGGCGAGAUCCAGAAGCACGUGAACGAGCUUUCCACUAUCAACGACAACAUCUUGAAGGAGCUAGAGCAAGCCAAGUCGACAUUGACCGAUCUGCUUACCGCCGAAGGCGAGCCCAUCAAGAGCCCCGCUCCUCUUCCCGACCAGCUGUCCGCUAUUCGUAAGAAGAUCUCGGACCUGGAGCACAGGAACAAGAAGAACUCCCGUCUGGUGGAGGAGCUCGAGGAUCAACUGCAGAGCAACUUCGACCAGGUGCAGAUGACCAACAACCGCCUGUCCACCCUGCAGACAGAGCGUAAUGCCCAAAUCGAAGACGCACAGGCUGCUAAGUUCAAGGCCGAGUCGGAGCUUGAGGCGCUCAGGGCUGAGUAUGCCGCUCUUCAGGUCAAGAUCGACGAGGCCUCAAACUCCGGUCACGUCCAGCGAUCCAACUCCAUCAGUUCGCCGCUGCGGAAGAGCGCUUCAGCCGCCUCUUUGCCCUCUCCCCCGCCCGCCAUUCCUCUUCCCCCUUUACCCGGCUCCGGCCCGAAUGGAACGGUGCCCAGCACCCCGACACAGGGAAACCGCCCUGCCAGCAAGGACAACCACGGCUCGGUCAACCAGAUUCAAGAGGACCAGGAAGCCCGUAUACGCACCAUCGAGAAGCACCUCCAGGCCGAGAAGCAACUCACCCAAACCCUCGAGGAGGCGCUCACCGACCUCGAGCGCCAAUCCAACAAGGUCAAGGCCGACAGCGAUGCCUGGCGCAAACGCUGCGUGGAGCUGGAGGGCGAGAUCAAGGAGCUCAAGGACCGUCCUGCCCCGACACCCCAGCAAGACAACCGCUGGAGUCUCCAUGCCGUCGAGGAGGAGCGCAAGAAGCGACAGGCUGCCGAGGCGCAACAGCGCCUGCUGGAGGAGCGCAUGAACGCCUUGUCCAAGAAGAAGAAGAAGGGCUCCCUCAACUGCUUCUAG